Messenger RNA from Hippocampus comes (tiger tail seahorse), 2682 nucleotides. RefSeq names its product Usher syndrome 1C (gene ush1c). The coding region runs from base 176 to 1951 and encodes 591 amino acids. The transcript is spliced from 21 exons. Lineage: Eukaryota; Metazoa; Chordata; Actinopteri; Syngnathiformes; Syngnathidae. The record is from RefSeq and is a predicted model, not a curated record. Gene Ontology annotation, biological process: retinal cone cell development; inner ear receptor cell stereocilium organization; sensory perception of sound. Gene Ontology annotation, cellular component: stereocilia ankle link complex; photoreceptor inner segment; plasma membrane. Gene Ontology annotation, molecular function: protein binding.
UUAUUCCAUUGCUGUGGUUUGUUGGGAGAGGACCUGCAGUCUAAAAGCUUCCUUCAGUACAGAAGCCUCAUCAUGCUCAACAUAGCGUUAACUUUUCAGAAAAACUAAGAAUGUUAGUGGAAUCUUAAUCUUGCAGGGAAGUUAUACAUAUUAUACUGAAUUGUAAACAAGGAAAAUGUGUUACAUUAGUGACUGGCCGAAGCGCUUCUUAAAAACCAUCCUACGACAUCUGAGUCGUCAUAAGGUGGAGUUGUUGAUUGAAAAUGAGGCAGAGAAGGACUACUUGUAUGAUGUCCUCCGCAUGUAUCACAAGUCCAUGGAUUUGCCUGUGCUUGUUGGGGACCUGAAGUUAGUAAUCAAUGAACCAAAGCGUUUGCCCCUGUUUGAUGCUAUCCGACCGCUCAUCCCACUCAAACACCAGGUCGAGUACGACCUGCUAACCCCGAAGAGGUCCAGGAAGCUGAAAGAGGUGCGAUUAGAUCGCACACAUCGUGAUGGACUGGGUCUAAGUGUCCGAGGAGGGCUGGAGUUUGGCUGCGGUCUCUACAUAUCACAAAUUGUCACAGAUGGUCAGGCUGGUAAUGUUGGUCUUCAGGUGGGUGAUGAGAUUGUUCGCAUCAACGGAUACUCCAUCUCUUCUUGUAUACAUGAGGAAGUCAUCAGUCUAAUCAAGACCAAGAAGAUUGUGUCGCUCAAAGUCAGACAUGUGGGGAUGAUUCCUGUAAAAAGCUCCUCAGAUGAACCCCUCAAGUGGCAGUUUGUCGAUCAAUUUGUGUCAGAAUCAGGGGAGAAAAAAAGCAGUGUUGCUGGUUUGGCAUCGAUUGGAGGGAAGGAGAUCAAGGAGAAGAAGGUUUUCCUCAGCCUCGUCGGUACCAAAGGUAUGGGCAUCAGCAUCUCCAGUGGUCCCACACAGAAACCUGGCAUCUACAUCAGCAACGUCAAAGCAGGCUCGCUAUCUGCAGAGGUCGGACUUCAGAUUGGAGACCAGAUCGUGGAGGUGAAUGGGGUAGACUUCACCAACGUGGACCACAAAGAGGCUGUGAGAGUCCUCAAAAGCAGCCGAAGCCUGACCAUUACAGUUCUGACAGGAGCUGGCAGCGAGCUGUUUAUGACGGACGAGGAGCGUCUGGCAGUGGAGGCACGCAGGGAACUAGAGAGGCAGGAGCUGAUGCAUCAGAAGAGGGUGGCUAUGGAGACCAACAAGAUUCUUAAAGAGCAGCAGGAGAAGGAGAGACAAAGGAAAAUGGAGAUCUCGCAGAAGGCUGCAGAGGAAGAGCAUCGCUACAAGCAGGAGAUGGAGAGGAUUGAGGCUGUGGAGAGGAAACACCACAGAGAGUGGGAAGAAGACUAUGGUGCCACCGAGCGGCCUCAGGCUCCUCAAAGGAGCCCAUCACCCAGCCCACUUGAAAUUACAACCGCUCAGUCUCCGAAAGCCAAAAGUUCUCAUGAUGAAGCCAGCUCAUUCACAGAUGAGGCCAAGGAGGAUGAGCAGGACAGCCUAGGCUUUCAGAAGUACAUGGAAGACUUCGAUCCCCACUCAAUGUUCUCAUCAGACCAGAUAGCAGGGCGAGACGUGAGAUUGCUGCGAAUCAGAAAGGAGGGACAGCUUGACUUGGCUCUGGAGGGGGGUGCUGACUCACCUUUGGGGAAGUUAGUGGUGUCGUCUGUCUAUGAGGGAGGGGCUGCAGACAAGCACGGUGGUAUUGUACCAGGUGAUGAACUUAUGGCUGUUAAUGGGAAGAUCCUGAUAGAUGCUCCGCUGACUGAAGGACAAAACUCUCUGGCACGAGCCUGGAAUAGUGGAGGGGACUGGAUCGAUGUUGUUGUUGCAGUGUCGCCCCCAAAACAUUAUGAAGAUGAAAUCCCAAAGUCAGUCAGUCCCAGUGUGAACAGAAAGGUGUUUGAAGGCAGUGCAACACUGUACAGGCACGGCUACCUGCUUCAGCCCUAACCCGCAACCCGAACCUUCUUCUAGUCUCUGCGUAGACCACCAGUCUGGUUAAGAAGAAGAAGCGUUUUCAUUCUUGAGGAUUCCUUUGGGAUUUACCUUAUCGUUUCCAUCACAUCACAAUAAUGCACUUUCCUGCAGCCACCUCAUGCUUCUUUUGCUCUUAGUUUGCAAAUUUGAGACGGAAUAUCCCGCUGAGAGAGUGAAUUGCCUUUCUCUUGAUUUGUAAAAGAUGCUCAUGAUCAGUACUUAAUUUGAUAAAGUAGUAUUCCACACGAGGCUGGGCUGUGAAGCCUCGGCCCCCACCCCUCUCCCUAAAAAAAAAAAAACAACAAAAAAACAUGUUUAUGCUUUCCUAUAUGCUUGGGUCUUAGUGGGAAUAGAUGUGUGUCGUAUUUCAGGCAAUGUCAAAUUGAGUCAACUCAACUGCCGUUUACAGGAAUAACAAAGGAAUUAAGAAUCGAUAUCUGCUGUCCAGUUUUGCCUCAUCCUUAAUGAAACUAGCAAAUCCAUUAAUCCGCCAAUCUAGGAAGAAUCUAGACAAAAGCCACGCAAGCGCAGGAAGAAUUUGAAGAUUUGGACCUUGAACCGCUCGAUUGUGAGGCAAACAUGCUGCAGAAAAUGGCCAAUAUGAAAUUCAUACAUUUAUUCUCAUUACAAUGUCCAAUAAUCUUUUGCCACUUUCUUGUGUCAUUUCCUGCUCAAAGAUUCCCAUUAAAAGUAUUUUAUCUUCA